GGCACGGCGGCGGCGAUGCGGGGGGCGGGGGAGCGGGUUCCCAGCGUCCCCGGGAGGAGAGGAGGAGGAGGAGGAGGAGGAGAAGGAGGAGGAGGAAAAGAGGAGGAGGAGGAGGAAAAGAGGAGGAGGAAAAAAGGAGGAGGAAGAGGAGGAGAGGAGAAGCACCAGCCCCAGGUUACCAGCACUAGGCAGCGCUGUUCGAAUUCUUUGCCUCUCCUCCCACACCCCUGCACACAAAGGCAGCGCUAUAAGGAGGGAGGAGGGGGGACAAGGAUCAAGCGCCCGGAGGAGGAGGAGAAAAGGGGAGAAAUAAGUCGAAGGAGGCAGGUCUUGCUGUAUUUGGGGCGCCGUGACUCAUGGGCUGCUGCUGCUGUCUCAAGGAAGGAGUUCAUCCGCCCACUCACGAGCCCCUGCCACAGAUAUGCUGAACAUCAAUGGCACCUCUCCCCAUCGGCAGGAGAAGGGAAUGGGGACGCCAGGAAGAGGAACCGUAGGAGUGACUCACCACCAGCUCCGCCCUGUUCUCGCUUUGGGGGCAGGAAGGGGAAACUGAGGCAAGAGGCCAGGAUCCGAGGCGAGCUGGUGGCCAAGAACCCAGAUCCCGGUUGGGCCUCCAUCAAUCGGGGUGUGCUGAUCUGUGAUGAGUGUUGUAGUGUCCACCGGAGCCUGGGCCGCCACAUUUCCAUCGUCAAACAUCUCCGACACAGCCCCUGGCCUCCCACCUUAUUGCAGAUGGUACACACCCUUGCCAGCAAUGGAGCCAACUCCAUCUGGGAGCAUUCCCUUUUGGAUCCCGCUCAGGUGCAGAGUGGCCGGCGAAAGGCCAACCCUCAGGACAAAGUCCAUCCCAUCAAGUCUGAAUUCAUCCGAGCCAAGUACCAGAUGUUGGCAUUUGUUCACAAGCUGCCGUGUCGGGAUGACGAUGGUGUCACCGCCAAGGACCUCAGCAAGCAAUUACACUCCAGCGUGAGGACUGGCAACCUGGAAACCUGUCUGCGCUUGCUGUCUCUGGGUGCCCAGGCCAACUUCUUCCAUCCCGAGAAGGGCACGACGCCCCUUCACGUGGCAGCCAAGGCUGGGCAGACGCUACAGGCGGAGUUGCUGGUGGUAUACGGGGCUGACCCAGGUGCCCCUGAUAUCAAUGGAAGGACUCCCAUUGACUAUGCCAGGCAGGCUGGGCACCAGGAGCUGGCAGAACGACUGGUAGAGUGCCAAUAUGAGCUGACCGACCGGCUGGCUUUCUACCUGUGUGGACGCAAACCUGAUCACAAGAAUGGGCAUUAUAUCAUCCCACAGAUGGCUGACAGAUCUCGCCAAAAGUGCAUGUCUCAGAGCCUGGACCUGUCGGAGCUGGCAAAGGCAGCAAAGAAGAAACUUCAGGCACUGAGCAACCGGCUGUUUGAGGAGCUGGCCAUGGAUGUCUACGAUGAGGUGGACCGCAGAGAGAAUGAUGCAGUGUGGCUGGCUACCCAGAACCACAGCACCCUGGUGACGGAGCGGAGCGCAGUCCCCUUCCUCCCAGUGAACCCGGAGUACUCAGCCACUCGCAACCAGGGGAGACAGAAGCUUGCUCGCUUCAAUGCCCGGGAGUUUGCCACCCUGAUCAUCGACAUCCUCAGCGAGGCCAAGCGGAGACAGCAGGGCAAGAGCCUGAGCAGUCCAACAGACAAUCUCGACUACUCUCAGCGUAGCCAGAGCGACUUGGACGACCAACACGACUACGACAGCGUGGCGUCUGACGAGGACACAGAUCAGGAGCCGCUGCGCAGUGCGGGCGCCACCCGCAACAACCGGGCCAGGAGCAUGGACUCCUCCGACCUGUCUGAUGGGGCAGUUACUCUGCAGGAAUACCUGGAGCUCAAGAAGGCCCUGGCCACCUCGGAGGCCAAAGUGCAGCAGCUGAUGAAGGUCAACAGCAGCCUGAGUGAUGAGCUCCGGAGGCUGCAGAGGGAGAUCCACAAGCUUCAGUCUGAGAACUCACAGAUCCGGCAGCAGUCAGGCCCUGCCCCGGCGGCCCCAGUGCCCAGUGAGCGCGCAGAGCACGGACAUGGCGGGGCUGGCGGGGCCGCCCCCCGCCGGGACCGCCAGGCCUUCUCCAUGUACGAGCCCGGCUCUGCCCUCAAAGCUUUCGGAGCCCAGCCUGGCGACGAACUUGCCUCUCGGCUCCAGCCCUUCCACAGCAGCGAACUGGAGGACGACUCUGUCUACUCUAUCCAUGCCCCUUCAGGCCUCUACCGGAUCCGCAAGGGGGUCUCUGCCUCAUCUGUACCUUUCCCACCUUCCUCCCCGCUGAUGUCCUGCACACAGGAUGGGGGUCGCCACAUGAGCAAACUCUCCCGCCACGGCAGCGGGGCUGACAGUGAUUACGAUAACACUCAGAGUGGAGAGCCGCUGCUUGGGCUGGAAGGAAAACGAUUCUUGGAUCUGGGAAAGGAUGAAGACUUUCACCCUGAGUUGGAGACCUUGGAUGGAGAGCUGGACCCUGGUCUGCCCAGUACAGAGGAUGUCAUUUUGAAAACGGAGCAAGUGACCAAGAACAUACAGGAGUUACUGCGGGCUGCCCAGGAGUUCAAGCAUGACAGCUUUGUGCCCUGUUCAGAGAAGAUUCACUCGGCAGUGACGGAGAUGGCCGCCCUCUUCCCGAAGAGACCCUCUCUGGAGCCCGUGCGCAGCUCUCUCCGGCUUCUCAACGCCAGCGCGUACAGACUGCAGAGCGAAUGCCGUAAGACGGUGCCCCCGGAGCCCGGUGCCCCUGUGGACUUCCAGCUGCUGACGCAGCAGGUGAUCCAAUGCGCCUAUGACAUCGCCAAGGCAGCCAAGCAGCUGGUGACCAUCACCACUCGAGAGAAGAAGCAGUGACCGGGCUCCCCGCCUGCCCCAAGCCGCCCUCCCCACCCCUCCUUCCCCUCCUGGGGGCCUCACGGGCCGAGGGAGCUGGGUCACUUUCCACACCCACUCCUUCUCAUCCAAGUAGCCACUGGCACAAGUGCCCUUAGAGCUGUCAUCCUUGCCGGGCAGCCGUGAGCCUUGGUGUCCGACCCCCUCUCGUUCCCCCCCGCCCAGGAAGGACCGGGGGUCAGGAGCGUGGCACGGGACUGCCCACUGGAAGUGAGGUGUGACUCAGGGACAGAGUCCGAUCAGUGGGACCCGGCCCCCUCCCACCUCCUGACUGUAAAUAAGCCCUUUCCCUAGCAGAGUUCUGGGUUGGGGGGAGAACACUAGGCCCCCUCCUUCCCCACCUCCCUUAGGCUCCUUCAGCAAAGGAUCAGGGGGAAGGGACACUCCAUGCUGGGGCCUGCUCCCCACACACGCACACCCACCCCCACGAGCCAGUUUAGUCCCCUUGAGGGCUAAGCGGGGGGCAGCCCCCCACCCUGUACAUAGUCUCCAUGGAUGUCCCCUUCCUGUAGCCACCAGCCCCUCUGCUGCUCUCUCAAAUGCCAAAUGGCCCCGCCCCUGGGGCGGGCUCAGCUCCGGCCUGGGGGGCCCCCAGCAGCAAACACUGGAAAUUGUUUUUCUUAAUUUUAACUUUGUGGUAACUGAGUGUCCCUGUGUGCCUGAGUGUGAGUGAGGGGCGGCAGUGCCGUCCUGCAAGCUUGCUCCCUUUGGGUUUUUGGGUUUGGUUUUUUGUUGUUUGGUUGGGGGAGGGGGGAAGGAAGAGAAGAAAGUGGGGACAGAGAUGGGGAUGCUACUACUCUGGAGGCUCCCUCUUCCCUGCCCUAGGCAGAGCUGUGCCAACUUGAUGAGCUGUAGUUGUACCAGCUGCGCUCCCCAUCCCCCCUUUUCACCCUACUCCCCCCCCCCCCAGUUUCCCUUUUUUCUGAUGAAGAGGAGCUGUGGCCUUAACACUGCAUGCCCUGCUCCCCCUCACUUGGGAGGCCAGAGGAAGAUGGGUGCUGGGAAGGAAUCGUGCUGCCUUCCAGAGGAGUAAAGGACCCUUCACCUGGGGCUGGCUCCCCCGGGGUCCCAAACUCAUAUGCCAGGCCUAAGUCCUUGCCAUCUCAGGCCCUUCACAUGCCCCUAACCAUCCUAAUGGCCCAGGGUGGAGCACAGGUUCCAGCGUUGGGGCACUUGGUCCCCCCUGGGCACCUGUCCCUUGCCAGGGCUGGAGAGGCACACCAUCUUGUCCUGGCAAGGGUGGGACUCUCCAGCUCCUCUCCUUCCUCACCCCAAACACUCCACCCCAUUUGGGGCUUGGGGGCUGGGCCAUGUCUGUGUGGUGGUGGGUGAGCUGACUGUCAGGUGUGUGUCAUGUACAUUUGUAUCAAAAAUAAAUAAGUGACCAUUC
Molecule: messenger RNA, 4288 nt
Organism: Dromiciops gliroides (monito del monte)
Lineage: Eukaryota; Metazoa; Chordata; Mammalia; Microbiotheria; Microbiotheriidae
Gene: GIT1
Product: GIT ArfGAP 1
Exons: 23
Coding region: 16-2859 (947 amino acids)
Biological process (GO): regulation of ARF protein signal transduction; brain development
Molecular function (GO): GTPase activator activity; protein binding
Source: RefSeq, a predicted model, not a curated record